UCAGAAUUUGAAACAUUUGCCGUUUUUCAUUCCAAGGAUCAACAUAUCAUAUCCAUAUUAUUGAUUGAUUGAAAUUGCUAACAAAAGCCUAUUUUCUGUGUUGUACAAACACUACAUCACUUUUUUUCUGGAAUCAAUAUUAUAAACGGUGAAUUGCAAUUCAGUUCGAUUUGAAUCAUAUCGUCGGUCGGCCGCUAUAUUGGAUGCAUUCGAUUUAAUUUAAUUAGUUCAAAGAAAGAAAAAAUGUUCUCAACAAAAUACGACGAAGAAACAAAAGUGUGGAGGGGUCAUGAUGAAGUGCCGAUGUACAAUCCAAAGGUUUCACUGGCUCAAGUACUUCUUACCACAAUGAAAAACAUGGGACAGAAAGUGGCCCAAAUAAGCGACGAUAAUGGCGUUGAAUUGACUUUUGAGGAGAUACGCCUCAAAACAAUUCGAGGCGCUCAAAAUCUUCAAAACCUUGGUUAUGAGCCGAAACAAGUGUUUUCAUUGAUGGCAAAAAAUUCACAUCAUGUCGCACCGAUUGUAUUUGCAUCGAUAAGUAUUGGUUGUUCAGUUAAUACUCUUGAUCCGACAUUCGGUAAAAUUGAACUAAUUCAUAUGCUGAAUACCACCAAACCGUGCCUAGUGUUUUGUGACGACGAUAAUUAUGAUUUGGUGAGUGAAUGUUUGACGGAAUUGAAAAACGACGCAAAAGUCUUCACAUUUGGUAAUGACACCAAAGAUGGAGCAGAAUCAGUCGACAGUCUUUUUUCGGAGACAAAUAUCGAGGAUGAUUUUAUCCCCGUUCGAGUUGAUGGUGAAACCGAAGCGGCAACGAUAAUUUGCUCUUCUGGUACGACCGGCCUGUCCAAAGGAGUUUGUCAGUCGCAUGCAGCGCUACUUGAUUCAAUCAACAUGUUCGGUUUGUCGAAUAUCAGUGAUAUCAUGCUAUGUUUCAGUUCGUUAUACUGGCUGAGCGGUUUAAUGGUUUUAUUGAAAGGUACAAUUUGCGGUGCAACGCGUAUCAUUACCACCGAACCUUAUUCACCCGAAUUGCAGCUUCGUUUAAUGGAAAAAUAUAAAGUGACGUAUGCAAUGAAUGCACCGCAUCAUUUAACAUUGAUGAUGAAAAAUGAGCAAUUUACUAAUACGGAUUUAUCAACGUUGAAGUAUCAAUUUGUUGGCGGAAGCAAAUGUCCACUCCAUGUUAAAACUGAAAUGAAUUCGUAUUUACCGAAUGGAAAAGUGUAUUCUGGUUAUGGUAUGAGCGAAGUGUCUGGCGUAAUAUCAUGUGAUUUCCCAGGGUCAAUCGAAAAAGAUUGCGUUGGCAAAUUGAGUAAUGGAUAUGAAGUGAAGAUAAUCGAUGAUCAGGGUGAAAAAUGUGAACCAAAUGUUGAUGGUGAAAUUUGUUUGAAAACCAAUUACAAAUUUCUUGGAUAUUAUGCCAAUGACAAAGCAACGGAAGAAUUAUUCGACGAUGAUGGCUAUAUGAUGACAGGAGACAUUGGCCAUUUCGAUGACGACGGAGAUUUAUUCAUUGUUGAUCGAAAGAAGGAUCUUUUGAAAUUUUGCAACAUGCAAAUUUCACCGUCACAAGUUGAAAGUUAUAUUAUUGAAUCGCCGGAGAUAAAAUCGGUAUGUGUCAUUGGCAUACCAGAUGACGAAAAUGGUGAUUUGCCAGCAGCAGUUGUUGUUAGAGCAGACGGAUCUGAUGUGAGCGGAGAAGAUAUUUAUAAUAUGGUUGCAGAACAUUUUUCCGAUCACUUCAAACUUCGCGGUGGAGUUUAUUUCGUUGAUUCGUUGCCGACAACACCUUCGGGCAAAGUAUUAAGAAGAAAAGUGAAAGAAAGUACAAUUGAGUUGUACAACAUACAUAAAGAAUAGUUUUUUUUUCACCAAAUUUGUUUGAUGGAAAAUCAAAAUAAAUCAAAUUCGCAUGAAAACGCACAUUCACUCUUAAAUAUAUAUUCGAAUUUAUACAAAAGUUCAUACUUUGAAUUUAUCGUACGUUAGAAGAACUUUUAAUUUAAU
Molecule: messenger RNA, 2013 nt
Organism: Contarinia nasturtii (swede midge)
Lineage: Eukaryota; Metazoa; Arthropoda; Insecta; Diptera; Cecidomyiidae
Product: 4-coumarate--CoA ligase-like 7
Exons: 5
Coding region: 244-1866 (540 amino acids)
Biological process (GO): fatty-acyl-CoA biosynthetic process; long-chain fatty acid metabolic process
Molecular function (GO): long-chain fatty acid-CoA ligase activity
Source: RefSeq, a predicted model, not a curated record